Molecule: messenger RNA, 714 nt
Organism: Coniosporium apollinis CBS 100218
Lineage: Eukaryota; Fungi; Ascomycota; Dothideomycetes
Exons: 1
Coding region: 1-714 (237 amino acids)
Source: RefSeq, a predicted model, not a curated record
AUGACGAGCCGCAACGUCCGAACUCCACCCGGAAGUCUCUUCGACAGAAGUGGGCGGCCCGGCACGUCGGGCACUGGCACGUCGAGCCCAGCGCCGCUUGGGCAACAAUACAGCAGAGGGAGCCCCAAGAGCAGCAGCUCGAACCUCGCUCCAGCGCCGCGCUUCCUUGCGCCACCUCCAUUCACCUUCCCGACGGCCGGCCCGCCUCGAAAUCCAUCUACGCAAAACACAGAUACACCCGUCCACGGCACGACUCCCGGCCUGACGGACCGCCCAAAUCCCCUAGAGAUCCCAGUCCAAAAUCCUUCCUCCGACUCCACCUUCAGCUCCUUCGCCCCGACCCCUUCCAACAAUCUACCAGCGCAACCGAAAAAUAUUUACCUAGUUCCUCCCUCUUUAACCUCUCCCCCCUCCGGCCCUACCUCCGCAUCUCUCAGCCGCCCCUAUACCGCUCCUCGUCCCCGCACCGUCUCCCCCGCCCGCACCGUAGCCUCUCAACACAGCCGCAGCAGCAGCCUCCCCAUCUCGCGCACCGUCUCCGCCGCCUCAACCCAGCAGCAGCGCGCACGCAGCAGGAUCAGCGAUCCGUUCGUGCUGGACUGUCCUGAGGUGCUGGGCUAUGGGAAGGGAGGAAAUGCUGGCGUUGGUACACCGGCUAGGACGAGCAUCCAAGAGGAGGCUGUGUCGCCGAGGGACUGGGCCGUCAAUUUCUGA